Messenger RNA from Danaus plexippus (monarch butterfly), 3061 nucleotides. It is a transcript of the gene sens-2, whose product is annotated as zinc finger protein Gfi-1. The record is from RefSeq and is a predicted model, not a curated record. The transcript has 6 exons. The coding region runs from base 297 to 1709 and encodes 470 amino acids. Gene Ontology annotation, molecular function: RNA polymerase II cis-regulatory region sequence-specific DNA binding; DNA-binding transcription factor activity. Gene Ontology annotation, biological process: regulation of transcription by RNA polymerase II. NCBI's taxonomy places the organism in Eukaryota, Metazoa, Arthropoda, Insecta, Lepidoptera, Nymphalidae.
GGCUUUAGGGAGCAGAAGGCGCGAGGCAGCCGGAGUGUGCGACUGCCUUAAUAUACACCCGCGGUCCGGUCGGUUCGCACGUUCGUUAUCAUUCAAAUUCGAAUUUCGAACGCGCUUCGAUAGAACGACGAAUUUGAAAAUCGAAUUCCUACCAUGCAUAGCGAUUAUUGAUUUGAACAUCGAAUAUGCAACAUGAGAAAGAAUUAUUGAUUUGAAUGUCGCAUUCGGAACAUGUAUGAAAACUAUUGAUUUGAAAUUCGAAUUCCUUGUGUUAUGAAUAGUUCGUUAUUUUGAAAAUGGAAGUAAGUGCGAUGCCGCCGAUGCCUUUGGACUUUUCUAUGGUUCGUAGCGGAAGCUCGCCGACCAGCCUGAGAGAGUCUCCGAGACCCGUCUCCAACAGCGCCUUCAGAGUCGUCACCCCCAAAGGUGUGUCUGCGAGCGAAGCUCUCCGUAACGGUCUCUGUCAGUCGCUGUGGUCUCCCGCCACUCACCCUGAACCACGUCUGCCAUCACCACAUCCGCCAACCGACAACUAUUCUCCUAGAGAUGAAAUUAAAUUUGGCAUCAAUCGUUUGGUGGGUGAAAGAACUGACGAAGAAGAUAGCGAGUCCCAUAAUAAUGGGACUUCCAGAGCUGAAAACUUAUCACCCACGUCUCGCUGUGGUAGUCCAUGUUGGGAUCCAUCACCUCAUUCCCCUCGCUCGGUUCGUUCAAGUUCCCCUGAACUGGAAGUGGAUUCCCCACCAUCUUCGCCAAGAAGACCGCCAGAUACUUCGCCACCAUUAAAAAGAUCCGAGGCGUUUUCUGUGAGCGCCUUAUUAAGACCCGAUGCGCCGAGGGUGCAGCCUCAGCGACCAUUCUUAUAUCCGCCGUUACCGUUUGCUGAAUUCUUGAGAGAUGCAGGAAAUCUUGGUUUACCGGGAUGGGGAGGCUAUAGCAAUUUAUACCUGCACGCAGUUCAGGCUGCGGGUCCUGAACUUUUAAGGUUGAGGGCAGCAGUACUCGGGGCUCCAAGUCCUCUAUCAAGACCUUUACCAAUCGGCGACGUAUACUCUUGCGUGAAAUGCGAGAAGAUGUUCAGUACACCUCAUGGUUUAGAAGUCCACGCAAGGAGAUCCCACAACGGAAAAAGACCAUUCGCCUGUGAGCUCUGCAGCAAGACAUUCGGCCACGAAAUAAGCCUGAGUCAACAUAGGGCUGUCCACAGCGUGGAGAAGGUGUUUGAGUGUAAGCAGUGCGGGAAGACAUUCAAGAGAUCUAGUACUCUCUCGACACACCUCCUGAUACACUCGGACACACGACCCUACCCCUGUCAGUACUGCGGCAAACGUUUCCAUCAGAAAUCCGACAUGAAGAAGCAUACGUACAUCCACACUGGUGAAAAGCCUCACAAAUGCCAAGUAUGCGGCAAGGCCUUCAGUCAGAGCUCAAACCUGAUAACGCAUUCGCGGAAGCACACCGGCUUCAAGCCUUUCGCCUGUGACCUGUGCGGGCGGGCGUUCCAACGGAAGGUCGACUUGAGGCGGCAUAGAGAGACGCAGCACGCGGACCUGAGACAGCAGCAUAUGCCGCAUACUGACGUGCACGCCAUGCAUGCUGAUAUGCAUGUCGGAGAACGCAUGGAUCUCCGCCAACCACAUCCGGAUCUUCGUCAACCCGAUUUCCGGUUGAGUAGCGGAGUGCCCCCCCUCCAGCCGCUGCCUUCCUGAACCACAACCGCCUUCGCGCCAUGGCGCUAAGGCUUCACACAACCGAAGGUUCCCGACCCCUUAACCAUCACGUCAGAGGUUAAAUCUUUUAACCGUCUACAUAAAUACCAAAGAACUAUAGUGAUUUUUACUUCAGUUAUAAAUCCCAUCUCCAUGUUAAAUGUUUUAUAGUGUUUACACAGUUUUUUAGGUUUUGUAAGAGUUUUAAUAUAAUUUAUUUUCUAUGUAUGUAGAGAGGAUACCGCCAAAGACAUUAUAUGUGAACUAUUGCACCAGCACCUCUAGAUGUAAAGUAUUUAAGGUAACUUAAGUGAUGUCGUAAGCUUUUGAUCUCAGUGUAAAAUUCCUGGCUGUUGUGUCUACGUUAUAAAAUGCAAGAUAAUAUAUAUGUAUAAAAAAUAUUAGGAUACAAGAGAUCAUUGUGAGGGCGGUUUACGUAUCGAAGAUAUAAUUUUCAUCAUUAUGUACAAAUUAAUUUUACUCUAUAUAUAUAAUUAAUUUAAUCGCACUGAAAACUGAUACAUUCAAGGUAGAAAUAAGUUGAACAUUUAUUUUAAGAUCAAUGUAGUCAUUCCGAUGAAACAUCUCUACGUACACAUAGUAUAUAGAAAGCUUGUAAUAAGAUUCAACCAAAAAAAAUAUAUAAGACAUUUAAUUUAAUUUGAACAAAAAGUAGUCUAACUCACGCUUGUAUUAGAUGUUAAAUUUACAUAUAAAUAAUAAAAAAACAUUGAAAGAAAAACUCAAAACUCACACACACGUUAACGCUCACUUUACUGUCACACAACAGCGUAAUCUGUUGUCAAGUGAAAUCCGUUAUGCCAAACUACAAUAUAAAUAAUAGUCGAUAUUGUAUAUAAGAAAUAUUUAAAAAAUAAAUCAGUUUCAUACGUAAUCUGUAUACGAAUGUCUUAUAAUCUCGUGUCUAGUUGUAUAGAUCGUCAGUUCGUUACGAUUUUCAUGUUUACGUUAUAAAUAUAUAUAUAUAUAGAUUUUUUUUCAUCAGUCAUACAAAUAGGUAAUAUUUGAGUAUCACACAAGUGGCAGGUCUUUUUGGAACAUUUGUAGAUAGUGUUUAGAUUCACUUACGUAUUUCAUUAGUAAAUUACAGGUACGUUGUUUUAUCGUGUUUGUAUAGCCUCUGGUGUAUUGAGAGAUAUUAUUCUUUAAGUUCUGAAAUCAGAUUUUAACGAAUCGUUAUUCAUGUUGGAGCGUAAUAUGUAAAUAUUGUAUAAAGUAUAACAUAAUCGUGUUAACAUAACCCAAAGACGAACGUGCAAUCCAAAUGUCAUUGUAAUAUCUAUUAUAUACCUAUUAUUAGCACUUAAAUAAAUAACUAUGUAUAUUAUAAA